UGAUGAGAGGGUCCUUCCACCCAGCUGACGUGCGAAGUGUUUUAAACCGCGAUCACCUGAAACAAGCGUGGGGUAUCGGCAAGAGGUCUUAAAUUUCUUCUGUGCAUUAGGCGUUUGAACGCAAGACAUCUGAAAUUAUGGCAGACUACCCUGGCAUUUACGACGAACCGGCGGACUCCACCAGACAACAGGAAAGACAUUACCACCUCCUGUCCCAGCUACAGAACCUCGUGAAAGAUCUGCCGAGUUCAUUCCAGCAGCGUCUGUCCUACACCAUGCUGAGCGACCUGGCCUUGGCCCUGAUUGACGGAACGGUGUUCGAGAUCGUCCAGGGGCUGUUGGAGAUCCAGCACCUGACGGAGAGGAACCUCUAUAACCAGCGGCAGAAACUGCACAGUGAGCACAGAGGUCUCAAACAGGAAUUAGUCCGGAAGCAUAAGGAAGCCCUGCAGUCCUGCAAAUCCCACAACCUGGCUGUGCUCCGAUCCAGCCAGCAGGCAGAGAUCGAGGCUCUGGAGCAGCGUGUUAAAGAUGAACAGAGAAUGAUGGAUGAGAAGAUAGUGGCCGAGAUGGAUCAGAAAGUGAUUGACCAGCAGACUACCUUGGAAAAAGCAGGUGUUCCCGGAUUUUACACUACGACAAGCCCUCAGGAACUAACAUUGCAAAUGAACUUGCUGGAACUGAUCCUCAAGCUCCAGCAGAAGGAGUCUCAGUCUGGAAGUUUGUUUUCAUGAGGGUUUCAGCAAGAAACAGGUGGGGGAUGUGUAUCAAGUGUACCGGAGGAUCCGCAAACUGCGCUUGCAUGUUCAGCAGGCUAUGGAUCACCUGUUAAUGCUGGAUACUGGACGUUGGAAGAUGUGAGAUGAGCUAAACCAUCUGUGAUAUCUAGGGAUUACCCAGAUUGGACUUUGAUCGAUGAAGUUCAUCCUGCUUAGUGGCAAUAUUUAGUGGAAAUGAGUUGCUUUAAACGGAUCUGUGGACAUGGAGAGAGAUCGUGUUGUUUUCUGAACUGAGCUAUUGCAGAUGUCGCAGGGAGGGUACACACACGAGCAAAAGUGGUGGUUUAUUUUGACUGUGCUCCCCACAAACCAACACAAAUUAUAUGUGCAAAAUUAAAAUAAAUUCACAAAAACUUACUGAGAGUUACGGUUUAAACCAGUAGUACCACCGUGCUUAGGUCCGAUCAGCUCCCUUUCCGCUUGCCUACCUGAGGAGCUUCCUAAAUAGGUAUAGCCCUGCCCCCUCGGAACAUACCAUUGUCCCAGUAAAGUUAUCUAGCUCCGAAUCUAAUAAUGAACUUAUCAUUGCCCCCAUAACAGUUCAUUCAUAAUUUGCUAAAUAAAAUGUAUUGAAUGUAGAAAAACACGAACAAAACAUUUUUCUCUUUCCCCUAUGUUCGUAAGAAAAUGGUACUUGCCAUCGCGGAAGAGGUGCGCAUGCGCGACUCGGCGCUGACGCCACAAAGUCCGGCCGAGGACGAGGUCAGGCUUGGACCCCUGAGGCCACCGUACCCGGAAGUGAGAACGCACGGCUGUAACAUCAAGGCAGAUAGAGCGCUGUUGGUACACAAUUAGUACAAAUAAAAAAAAACGUUAUUCUUGAG
This is a messenger RNA of Lepisosteus oculatus (spotted gar), 1603 nucleotides long. It is a transcript of the gene dgcr6, whose product is annotated as DiGeorge syndrome critical region gene 6. Lineage: Eukaryota; Metazoa; Chordata; Actinopteri; Semionotiformes; Lepisosteidae. The record is from RefSeq and is a predicted model, not a curated record.